GACCGCCCAGUCCGGCUGCCCGCCCCCGCCACCGGGCGGCAGGGAGCUGAGUGGCGUUGUCCUCAGGGAUAGCAUCAUUCCAGCCCCGCCGGGCGUGAGGCUGGGUAAGCAUGCCCGGGUCGCAGGAGGAAAAGGAGGAGCUGGACCCAGGGCCCGAAGAGGAGAAAGUGGGGAGACCGCGCGACCAGAGAUAAAAGCCGGACGGAGGCAGCCGUCUGGAGGUCCGUAGGACAGGAGAGCCUGGCCGGAGCAAAGUCUCCCCGGGAGUCCGGGACAAACAGCGCGCACUUGAGCGUGGGAACAGCCUGGAGCGCACCAUACGCAGGUCCUCUGCCGCCCGGCGGGUAUAUACCGCCGCCUGGGUCACUUGGCCCGGGCAGGUCGCGUGCUGCCCGCGCGAGGAGACGCGCAGGGCCCCCAGGCAGCGGCGCGCCCAGGACCGCGGCAAAGUUCCCCCUCUGCACACAGUGCUGGCCCCCAAGCGCGGGAGCCGCCCACUCCCCCCCUCUCCCCCCCCUCCCGCUCUAGCCCAGCUCCGGGGCGCCCGCCCUCUAUAUAGUGCACCCCUGCAGGGCCCGCGCCAGGUCGCUAGUCGCACAGCGGACCCAGGAGAGCGCGACGCGCCUGGGAGCCAGCCCCCUGUCCUCAGUGCCACCGCUGUCCCGACGGGUGCCCGCCGCUGCCGCUCAGGACCUGCACCUACCAUGAAGAAGGAAGUGUGCUCCGUGGCCUUCGUCAAGGCCGUUUUCACCGAGUUCCUGGCCACCCUCAUCUUCGUCUUCUUCGGCCUGGGCUCGGCCCUCCAGUGGCCGUCGGCGCUGCCCACCAUUCUGCAGAUUUCUCUGGCCUUUGGCCUGGCCAUAGGCACCCUGGCCCAGGCCCUGGGGCCCGUGAGCGGUGGCCACAUCAACCCUGCCAUCACACUGGCCCUCUUAGUGGGCAACCAGAUCUCCCUGCUCCGGGCUGUCUUCUACGUGGUAGCCCAGCUGGUGGGUGCCAUUGCCGGAGCAGGCAUCCUCUAUGGGCUGGCACCAGCCAAUGCCCGGGGCAAUCUGGCUGUCAACACACUCAGCAACAACACGACGCAGGGCCAGGCUUUCGUGGUAGAGCUGAUUCUGACCUUCCAGCUGGCGCUCUGCAUCUUUUCCUCCACCGACUCCCGUCGCACCAGCCCUGUGGGCUCCCCAGCCUUGUCCAUUGGCCUCUCGGUCACACUAGGCCAUCUCGUGGGGAUCUACUUCACCGGCUGCUCCAUGAACCCAGCCCGCUCUUUCGGCCCCGCAGUGGUCAUGAAGCGGUUCAGCUCUGCGCACUGGGUGUUCUGGGUAGGGCCCAUCGUGGGGGCCACCCUGGCUGCCGUCCUCUACUUCUACCUGCUCUUCCCAAACUCCCUGAGCCUGAUUGAGCGUGUGGCCAUUGUCAAGGGCACAUAUGAGCCUGAGGAGGACUGGGAGGAGGCGCACGAGGAGCGAAAGAAGACCAUGGAGCUGACUGCCCGCUGACAAGCAUCAGGCGGGGGCUAGCCCCUUAGCCCCUGAACCACAGGGGAAAAAAAUGGGGAAAAUAAAAAAACAUGACAGUAAAGCUUCCUCUCCCCCACCCCCCACAGCUGGGUCCUCUGGACUGGGGAGGAGGUACUGGCUCCCCAGGCUGCACAGUUAGAAAUGGGAGCAGGAACCCAUUAUGGGACUCUUGGGGUGGGGGCCAGGGGCUGGGGUCUGAUGGGGAGGGGGUUCCUCUGGGACAGGGCAAGCUGCUUCCAUGAGGUCAGACCUCAGAGAUUGUGUACACAGCACCAAGCUCGCAGGCUGCCCCAGGGCCAGGUCAGGAAGGGGUGGCCUGCACUCUUUAUCCCCCACUCUCCUCAUACCCUCCUCAAGAGCCAAAGGGAUCUCAGCCCCUAGCACAGCAGAGGCUGACCCCUUCCAGAGAGCUCUUUAGGAGGGAGACAGAUUGGUUCAUUAAAUGCUGCCUUAUUUAUUUCUGCUUAAAGACGCAUGGGGUAGGGCUGCUGGUGUUUGGGGUGGGGGCUUCCCAAUAAACCAAUGACGUUCAUGUUAUGCCU
Hipposideros armiger (great roundleaf bat) is the source of this 2065-nucleotide messenger RNA. It is a transcript of the gene AQP5, whose product is annotated as aquaporin 5. Gene Ontology annotation, biological process: transmembrane transport; carbon dioxide transport; water transport. The transcript has 4 exons. Gene Ontology annotation, cellular component: plasma membrane; apical plasma membrane. Bases 705 to 1502 code for a protein of 265 amino acids. Gene Ontology annotation, molecular function: water channel activity. The record is from RefSeq and is a predicted model, not a curated record. NCBI's taxonomy places the organism in Eukaryota, Metazoa, Chordata, Mammalia, Chiroptera, Hipposideridae.